This is a messenger RNA of Penaeus monodon (black tiger shrimp), 471 nucleotides long. Its product is annotated as RNA-binding protein 8A-like. Gene Ontology annotation, molecular function: mRNA binding. Gene Ontology annotation, cellular component: nucleus; cytoplasm; exon-exon junction complex. Gene Ontology annotation, biological process: RNA splicing. NCBI's taxonomy places the organism in Eukaryota, Metazoa, Arthropoda, Malacostraca, Decapoda, Penaeidae. The transcript is spliced from 5 exons. The record is from RefSeq and is a predicted model, not a curated record. The coding region runs from base 1 to 456 and encodes 151 amino acids.
AUGUUCCAAAGGGUCUUGUCAAGCUCAAGGAGAGGGCCAAGAAACGGAAGGGCCGUGGUUUGGUGGCGAGGACCGCUCCGAGCGAGAGACAUCCACUAUGAGGGCAUGGAAGUAGAUGGAGCAGAUGAUGAGCCGGGACCUCAAAGAUCUGUGGAAGGAUGGAUUCUCUUCGUCACAGGUGUUCACGAAGAGGCACAAGAAGAUGACAUUCACGACAAAUUCUCAGAGUUCGGAGAGAUAAAAAAUAUCCACCUGAACCUUGACCGUCGUACAGGUUUCCUGAAGGUGGGGCUAUGCAUUGUAGAAUUUGAGACCUUCAAAGAGGCACAAGCAGCUCUGGAUGGUCUAAAUGGCUCUGUAAUCCUAGGUCAGACAAUCUCCGUGGAAUGGUGUUUUGUUAAAGGCCAAGAAAGAACAAAAAGGAAAGGAGGAGACGCUGAGAGUCAAAGCUGCUAGCCUGAACUGAAUACU